Molecule: messenger RNA, 5075 nt
Organism: Solenopsis invicta (red fire ant)
Lineage: Eukaryota; Metazoa; Arthropoda; Insecta; Hymenoptera; Formicidae
Gene: Mtl
Product: ras-related C3 botulinum toxin substrate 1
Exons: 4
Coding region: 240-827 (195 amino acids)
Biological process (GO): small GTPase-mediated signal transduction
Molecular function (GO): GTP binding; GTPase activity
Source: RefSeq, a predicted model, not a curated record
UCAUCCAGCCAGCCCGUUUUUUCAGUCCCCCCAAAAACCGCGACGUACACUGUCAUGGCACCCGCUUUUGUGAUUUUUUGAGACGCACGGCCGCGCGGCACCGUACGCAAACACGACACGACACGGCACGCACACGCACACGCGAGCCCCGCAAUCGUCGCGCGUUCGGCGAUUUUUUUUCACAACAAGCGGACUAGCGGAAACCACCCUCUCCCUCGUGCCACACGAUAAAAUAAAACAUGAGCUCAGGUAGACCAAUAAAAUGUGUAGUGGUAGGAGAUGGAACAGUAGGAAAGACCUGCAUGUUGAUAUCGUACACGACAGACAGUUUUCCUGGAGAAUAUGUACCUACUGUGUUUGACAACUAUUCUGCACCAAUGGUUGUUGAUGGGAUUCCAGUCAGUUUAGGACUAUGGGAUACGGCAGGACAGGAAGAUUAUGACAGACUGCGUCCUCUUUCCUAUCCUCAGACAGAUGUGUUUCUCAUUUGUUUCUCAGUAACGAGCCCUUCGUCAUUUGAAAAUGUCACCAGUAAAUGGUAUCCUGAAAUAAAACAUCACUGCCCAGAUGCACCAAUGAUACUCGUUGGAACUAAAAUAGACUUACGAGAUGACCGUGAAACGCUUACUGCCUUAGCUGAACAGGGCCUUAGUGCUAUCAAGCGUGAACAGGGACAGAAGCUGGCAAACAAGAUUCGUGCGGUGAAAUACAUGGAGUGUUCUGCUCUUACACAACGUGGACUGAAGCAGGUAUUCGACGAGGCGGUACGCGCCGUUUUAAGACCUGAGCCACAAAAACGUCGGCAAAGAAGAUGCAUUAUGUUAUAAACGACGAAAGGAAUUGAAAGGAAUCAUAGGUAUACACGUAUAUAAAGCAAGAGAUCAAAAUACAUUUGAUCAUGCAAGGAAAAAAAUAUUAAUGUUUUAAAGAGAAGACUAGUACAUGCAUUUUAACGAAUUAUUCUCUGGCAGCUAUAGAAUAUACCAUAUUAUGGAAAGAGUACAACUUAAAACUUCCUGGUCUCGACGCGAGUCACGAUACUAAAUUCACGACCAGAAAGUUUAGACAACGAGAAAGUAAGAAGAAAAAGAAAGGAUAGAGUAAAUACAUUAUUUAGCAGCAUUUUUGCAAGAGGAAGUUUAUAAGUUACAAGCUUACGGGUGUCUUUCCUUAAAUUUGCAUUUAUACAUAUACAAUAUAUUUGCAUAACGAUAAAAGGAUACUAUAUGACCAUAGUAAUGUGCAGUCAAUAGUUUAGUAAAAAAAGUCUUAUGACAUUUUUUUGUAUUCUAUGGAGAAUCUCUGUUAAUUAAUAUUGCGGUCCUGCAAAUCGAUAAUACAGUGUAAAUGUGCUGUGAUGAUUAAAAGCAUUAAGUAUCGAAGCUUUACUUAUCAGGGCUGCCAGAUUUUUGACUUUUUUACAUUUACAAUAGUAGGAACAUUGAUUUUAGUACAUGUGUGUAACGCGAUAGCUAUCGUUAUAAUCACACAUGCUGAAAAGUUUUACGCGGCGUAAAACUAGCAUUAUAGAAUUAUUUAAACAUACAGUGCCAUAGCAACGAAAAAUCAAAUCUUACAAGCACUCUUAAUCAGUUUUAGACAAUAUAUAUUUUUUACUGACAAAUACGAAAAUUUUUAAAAGAUAAACAGCCAGAGAAAUUAUGAGUGCAUAAUGGUUUUGUAGACAGAGAAGUAGCAUGUUUGUCUUUCCAUUUUUUUUUAGACAAUUGAGAUUUUUAUUUUUAUCCAUACUUCCAAGAAAGAAAUGUAUGGUUAUGCAAACAUAAUACUGCCAUAAAAUAACGUAACGUGAAAAUUUCAUAAUAUUCCUAACAUAUUAUUAGAGGAGGAAAAUUGCGAUAAUGUUACAUAAUAAUUACGCAAAUUAACUUUCAUCAAGAAACACGGUGGUAUACGCGUAGCACAAGACCGCCCCAUGGAUUUACACGCGAGCCAGCCUGUUGCGAGUAUUCGAGAGAUUAUCGAAUUUCAAUAACAGCUGAUCUAAGUAGGCUCAAUUGAUAGUUUGGGUUUGAAUUGCAUAAUGAUGCAUAUGAAACAUUUGUUAUUGAUUGCGACAUAUUUGUGUGUUUUGAAAGGAAUAAUAACGUAUUGUGUAUGUGCAUUAAUAUCUAUUUUAUUUUGAUAAAUUAAAAAUGGAGAAUAUUUUAAUACGUGUAUAAUUUUUAUACGUGUAUUGAAUUUUAUAAUAUAAUUUUUUAUUUAUAACAUAAUGUUUUUUGUUUGUGUUUGUAAUGGAGGUUUUAAUAUUGUACGAGUUCUUGCAUUAGUGCAAUUUGACUUGACUAUUGAUAUUUUUCGAAUUCACAUGAACUGAAUGUUCUUUAUAAAAAGAUAAUAAUCAAAAGAAAUGUAGCAGUUGAUGAUAACAUAAAACGCUGACAACAAAUACACAGCGAUGCAAAGUCCAUCUAAAUUGAAAUAUAUAAAUAUAGCACAAUGUAUUUUCUUAAAUAUCAUAGUAAAUAUCUCACUCUCUUCCAUUUAUUUGUAUGAAAAUUGUUUACAUAAAAAUUGUGGGAAAACUAGUACGAUGAUUUAGAAAGAUAGAUAUCUUGUACAAAUAAGUAUAAAAUUAAGUCCAUAUCAUUGUCUUUAAUUCAUUAUCUUAUUAAUUGAUAUCAUAAUUGCGAUUGUAUUUUUUUACAGAUUUUUUCUAUUUAUGUUUAGUUAAAAAAGAAUCAAAUUUUUAUUAAUACAGAUAUUAUAUAUGCUCUCUAAAAACUCAAUGGUAAACCGAUGAAAUGGAUAUUAUCCUUGUGAUCACGCUAUUUUUUUAUAUUCGAAAGCUUAGGAUAGAACAGAUAGGACCUUUGUGCCAUAUAUGCUUUUUUCAUUUGUAAAUCGGAUAAUCAUACUCCAAUUAAACUUAUAUUAUUCAAAACAAGUUCUCAGAUAAUUCAUAAUAUUUCAAAAUUGAAUCAAAAGAAUAACAUUUAAUAGCACAAUGGCUAAGACUGAAUAAUUAAUUGAAAGAAUGAUUUUACUUUUGAAAGAAAGUAGAAAAGAAUUUCGAAACAAUGAAAAGCAUAAACUUUGCUCUUAUAAUCUACAUUAAUAAUAUUAAUUAGUUUACAAAUACAAAUUUUACAGUUGCCUAAGAAGAUUAAAUAAUUGCUUAGCGAUCGAUGAUCGUUUUGGCUAUUCUAGUCUCAAAAUGCUAUAAGAAGCAAACGAAAAGGCAUAUUACAAGUUUACUAAGUGUACAUAAUGUAGUAUAGAAGCAUACUCUAAAUUUUGAUCGAAUUUAUAUUAAUCUUUUAAAAUGUAAUUUUGGAUUGUUUUUGUACUCCUUAAAUUUUUAUGCGCCAAUAGGUCUUAUCACUUGAUUAAAAUACCGCAGUUAAUGUUUAUUUGCUGUUUGAUUUGUGUGACACGUUUGAAAUAAAAUAUAAUAAUCGCUAAAUAAUUAUAUAAUAUAUAUAAUAUAUAUAACUAUAUAUAAUUAUAUAUAUAAUUAUUUAACGGUAAAAUAUAUUUAUAUAUCUGCUUUCAAAAAUUACAAAAAUAAAUUGCUAGAGUAUUCUCAAAAUUAAAAGUGUAUUUCUCUUCAACGAUUAAUUCUAGCAUCUUUGUUUAUUGCGGUUUAAGAUAGUUUAAAUUUUAUAUAUAUAUGUAUACCCUUGUAUAUGUAUAGUAAUACAUUAGUUAAGUAUAAAAAUACCACAAUUAUGUAUUAUAAUGUAAUACACAGAUUGCAUUUUUUGUAAGUAGUGCACUUAUCUUACAAAUUUUCAGGUACUUACCAUUUGCGCGUUUCUUCCUUUACAUUACGUACUGUCAAAAUGAAUUACAACGAUGCAGCAAUAUUUUGUUUUUAUGCCGAUUUUACAUGCAUUUUUUAAUAUACAAUAUUUGAAAGAUAUAGACAUAUAUCAUUUAUGAUUUUUGAUUACUAAAAUGGAACAAAUUUGGUUACAGAAUUAAUAUAAAAUAACAAUGAUAACAUUACUAAUGAGAUGGAUGUGUAUACUGUCUGUAUUUCCUAAUAAUGAGCUUUAAUUUGAGCAUGAUGUAAUUUAAAUUACACUACUUACAACUUUUGCACUUAAUGGAGAUUGUAGGAUGCGAAUUACUUUCUCAUCUUUCCUCUUUUUAACGAAAUCAUCGAGGGAUUGCUAUGUGAACCAAAGUUAUAUAUUACAAUUUAAGAUAACAUCUAUGUUUUUUAUUAUGGACUAUUGCACAUAAGUAUAAAAAGAAUGAAUGUAUGAAAUGUAAAGAUAUUCUAGUCAUCACGAAUCUGCUUCUAACUUUUAUUUGUGUACGUGAAUAAUGCUGUCAGAUUGCAUAUAAAAAGAAAUAUAAUUCGUAAACGGAGCAACUAAGCGUGUGAAUGAAUGAAACGGGAAAUGAGGGCUGAAAGGAAAGGGGAUAUGAAAGUAAAAAUGCAACUUAAUAUUGUCAAUUUAGGUAGAAUGCAAGAAAACCAAACGACGUGGGAGUAGAAAUUCUGUAGAAAUUACAAAUAUAUGUAUAUGUGCUAGGAUACAUAACUUUAAUUAUGAGUAAUUUAUAAACAUUUGUCUAUUUUCGUAUGUAUAACAGAAUUCAUUAUUUAUAUACUAACAGGACAGCAUAAGAGAGCGUCCCGUUUACAAGUUUUUAAAUCUACUGAUUUAUAAAUUUACAAAUAAUGAGAUACCUCACAUUAAUUUUAUAAAUUUACUUUACAAAAGGACGUAAUGUUUUUACAACUGUACUCCAUGCUUAAUGCACUCUUUUGCUGUCGAUCUGAUAGCGAAACGGUAACAAAUAGUGGCCUCAAAAUUUCAUUUCUAUUGUCUCGUUUUCCUUGUGGAAAAUUAUUCUCACUAUUAAUGUCGCGCACUAUCAGCGCUAUUGCCUUCUAUUUACAUUGUUUAUUAGACGUCAAACAAGGAUAGAAUUUGGCGCAAUAGCUUUGAUAAGGCGCUCUCCCAUGCAACCCUAGACAAUUGCAAUGUGAGUAACUUGACUACGCAUAUUCUAUAUGGCACUAGGAAGCAUUUAUUUUUUAUUUACAUGUAUUUUGAAAACAACUUUUUCAAAUAAACGAUACAAUAAAAUCAUUA